Messenger RNA from Ectocarpus siliculosus, 1512 nucleotides. NCBI's taxonomy places the organism in Eukaryota, Phaeophyceae, Ectocarpales, Ectocarpaceae. The record is from the annotation of a GenBank genome assembly.
AGAAGUGUCGUCUGACGAAGCUAAGGACAGCGGGACCCAGUUUUAACACCGCCCUUCUUGAACUUGCUAAGGCCUGCGUAUCUACCCUGCACAAUGAUUCGUCUGGGAAGUCUAUUGAGUUUGGCCAUUGUGCCAGCCGUCUUGGCCGGGAGGUUAGAUUUGAUCGACCUGCCGGUCGGAUUCCAGCCGGAAGGCGUGACACUCGGGCACGGACAAGAGGUGUACGUCAGCGCCUUCACCGGCGGGAGCAUCUGGAAGGGCGACCUCGAAACUGGUGUUGGCAGCGUGGUCAUUGAGGGCGGAAACGGUACUACCGCUCUUGGCAUUGACUUCGACAGGCGCAGCGACUACCUGUGGGUUUGCGGCGCCUUUUCAGGCUCGCUCGCGAUUUACGACACGACGGACGACUUUAGCCUCGUCGCAGAGAUUCAGCUAGGUACCGUGGGGGCAUCUCUCGUAAAUGACGUCAUCAUCCACCCUCGCUCGGAGUACGCCUACAUCACCGAAUCUUCGCAGUUGCAAUUCUAUAGGAUCGCCCUGGAUGAAUACGGGAGAUUGCCCAACGGUCCGAACACCGUGGCGGAGGUGAUCCCUCUCAGCUCGGACUUUAGCUUCCAACCUGGGGAAAUUAUCGCGGACCAAGCGCUCAACUCCAACGGCAUCGUGAUCACGGAUGACCUUUCGUCCCUCAUCAUCGUCAAUUAUCAGUCGGGCGAGCUGUUUGCCGUUGACCCGGACACUGGCAAGGCCACCUUGAUUGACCUCGGUGGUGAUCUCAUUCUAGGAGGAGACGGGCUGGUGCUGCGCAAGAACACGCUUUGGGUUUGCCAGAACCGUCUCUUUGGGACUCCGGACCAGGGCGUCGUCGAGGUGCUCCUCUCGGAAGAUCUCAGCUGUGGCACCAUUACCCGCCGUCUCAGCAACGAGUUCUUCAACGACCCCGCCACGGCCCUCCGCAAGGGGAACUCCAUGUGGACCACAAUUUCUAUGUGGGCCGUAUCCGGCGAGGAGAUCGCCACGACCCAAUACCAGCUCGUUCGCGUGGAUCGCGACAGCGCGGUGUCCGAGUGCGCCGCUACUUAACUUUGCCCUGCGACAUAUCAUAUCGUGGAUAUUUUGCGGCUAUCGAUGACGGUGAAAUAGGUUCCUGCGAUCGUUUUGUUUCACAUCUCCUUGGCUAUGGAGGGAGACAAACAUGAGAUGGAGGUUAGGUAUGUUCCGGUCUCUCACCGAGAGCUGGACCUUUCAAGGAAGGUACUUAGAAAAUCUCUCAAAAUGUCUCUAUCCGCGAACGAGUUUUUGGGUUUUCUCGAUGUUGUAGUACAAGAGACCGUGGACCAAUGGAUCUAGCGUUUGGGGGACGUGAUCAAGAACGACUUCUUGUCUCUUGGCUGUUGUAUUUGAAUGAAUGAAGUAGUGCAAGGAGUUUCCACCGCAGCAAGUAUGGGUGAAUCAUUCGAAGUUCGUUCUUUGUUCUUGAAUGUGGAAUCUGAAUAAGCCAGUUUGCUUUGU